UUUUAUCAACUCUUCGAGUCUCUUUUACUUUUUCCUGAAAACGGCACGACACAGAGAUUUCUAAGAACGAAAACCCACAACGUUACUUUUCAGCAUUGGUCUCCUACGUAUAUAGUUAGCAGAAUAAAUCGGUCAGAAUAAAUUUACAAAUCCUUGCAUCGUCCAGAAAGUUAGUUUUAGCAUAGUUUAAAAAAUGAAUUAAAUAUGUAUUACAAUGAUCCAUUAGCUUCUUACAUUUCCUAAUACAUUUUCUAGAAAUUCUCAGUUGUGAUGAAUUAGAUCUCGUUAAAUUUUUAUUUUAUGUGCGAUUUUAUAGUGAACCAUUUAACUGCCUGACGCGAACCCUUUUUAGAUAAGUCGUUUUUUAAUUUAAUUGUUAUUUCAGUAUGCAUUGUAAUAAUUGAAAUUUGUGCAGCAGACUUCUUUUUCUUCACUUGUUGCACCUAUCUGCGUAUGCAAUUUCAAUUCUUGCACUAUAAUAUCCAAGAACUAAUUCCUGUUAAUUCUUGUAAUACAAUUAUGGCUUAUAAUAAGGAAAUUCGCGGCAAGCUUUUGGAGUUAAUCCGAAGGCAUCAAUUCUUGAUAAGUGUAUCAGAGAAUUUGAAUGUUAUAUAUACACAAUCGUCACUGGUAAAUUUUGUUAUCAGUUCAAUUGUUAUAUGCCUUUCUGGAUUCAAUGUUAUGACUGUCAAGGACGUGGUGUACGUCUCUACAUUUCUAUCUUUCCUGAUCCUGUCUCUCUUUCAAGUGUUUUUCUUGUGCUAUUUUGGCGAUUUGCUAAUGAAUUCAAGUACAGCAAUUUGCGAUGCAAUUUAUAAUAGCCGAUGGUAUUUAAUGGAAAAUGCUUUUAGGAAAGACAUACUAAUUAUGCAUAUAAGAUCUCGAAGAGCUUGCAAGCUGACGGCCUGGGGUUAUGCUAACAUCAACCUCAAUGCGUUUAUGAGGGUACUUAGUACUUCUUGGUCUUAUUUGGCCCUUCUCAAUACUAUGUAUGAUCAGCGGAAUUAAGUAAUUUAUAGCAUGUAACAUGGUAGGUUACCUACUUAUAGUCGAAAAAGUUAUAUUAAGAUUGUUUAGAUUUCCAUUUAGUCUAAAAGUCAAUCAUGCCUUGCAUAGAUUAUAGAUACAAAGCUCAGUUAACAGCACAUCAACCUACCCAAAUUCAUUGCAAACUCGCCGCUAUUGCCGCGCCAUAGAGAUUUAUGCAGGGUAACUUGAUGUGCUGUUGACUGUACAUUAUUAAAUCAGUCUCUUUGUAAUACUUUGUCAAUAAACAUACACAUAAUCA
Plodia interpunctella (Indianmeal moth) is the source of this 1288-nucleotide messenger RNA. RefSeq names its product odorant receptor 67c. Gene Ontology annotation, molecular function: odorant binding; olfactory receptor activity. Gene Ontology annotation, cellular component: plasma membrane. NCBI's taxonomy places the organism in Eukaryota, Metazoa, Arthropoda, Insecta, Lepidoptera, Pyralidae. Bases 454 to 1008 code for a protein of 184 amino acids. The transcript is spliced from 6 exons. The record is from RefSeq and is a predicted model, not a curated record. Gene Ontology annotation, biological process: detection of chemical stimulus involved in sensory perception of smell; sensory perception of smell.